CCCUGUAAGUUGUAAACACACGUGCAGGAAGUAGGAAGCUGGAAAUUUACAGAAACAAUGACUGUCAUAAAAAAAAGUAAUCAUUUACAACAGCAGCCAUGGUAUAAAAGGAACCAUUCAGCACAGUUAAAAAAUAAACUAUUCACAAAAGGACCCAGAGUAUAGAAGGCACUUUCCUACACUGUUGCACAAAGAGUCCUGACACUGUAUCCAAGAUGCUGCUGGUGCUUCUACUGGUGAUGCUGACAUCGUGCACUGCCAUUCCUCAAAAUUUGUCAAAUAAAAUAUUCACCUUCCCACAAGAAACCAACACAGCUCAUGUGAGGGUGACUACAUCAAGACAAGAUCUGAGAGCUGUAACCGUGUGUUUCAGGUCCUUUACUGACCUCAAAAGAGUCCAUUCCUUGUUCUCUCUGGCUACACCCUCUGCUUCCAAUAACUUCCUGAUAUUCAAGGAGGCUCCAAUUGGUUUAUUUGAACUGUGUGCCAGGAACAAAGCGAGUAAAGUUGAUGGGAUUGCCUACAAGUUGAACACAUGGCAUUCUAUUUGUUCCACGUGGGACUCUACCUCUGGACUCAUGCAGCUAUGGGUCGAUGGAGUCCCCUCAAGCAGAAAAUUUACCAGCUCUGGAUCCAACAUCAAUGGACCCAUUAUCAUUGUCUUAGGACAGGAACAGGAUACCCAUGGUGGGGGAUUUGACAUCAAUCAGUCCUUUGUUGGCAUGAUGUCCGAUGUCCACAUGUGGGACUACACCCUUUCCCCUUGCGAGAUCCAGAACUACUCGAAUAAUCGGAGCUUCACGCCAGGCAAUGUGCUGAACUGGAAUGCGUUUGAGUUUCAGAUUGUUGGAAGAGUGCUGAUAGAAAACAAACAAGAGUUGUGUCAAUAGGAAAGAAUUCUGAAUUCUUAUAAGAUUUUAAAAAUCAAUAUCUGAAGUUGGAUUUUAUGUUAAAGACAAAGGUUUAAAUUUUAAUUUUCUGAAAAAGUACAAAAACCUUACUAUCUACGUAUUGCAAUGUAAAUGUAUAUAUCUAAAAUCAAGUCUGUUUUUUUAACAAUUUUUACUUUUCUACACUUUUUCUUUGUUUUUUUUCUGUUUGUCUGAUAAUGUUUGGCGUAACUCUACUGUUUCUUUGAGCUUUUUGUUGUAUUGUUAGUGUUGCAUUAUUGAUGUAAAAUUAAACAGCAUAUUUCUUAAAAUGCUCAGUGUUGAAAUACUUUGGACAAAUAUGUUAUCUUUUUAUACAUAUAACAAAUUGUGUCACUGUUUUCCAUUUCAAUUAUCUAUGUUGGGUUUGGUUUUUUUACUACUUGUGUACUGGAAGCAUGAUCAAAGCAGGAAGUCUUGCUUUUUAUAGUAACAUUUAAAUUCUAUUCAAUAUACAUUAAUUUCUUAUGUAUGUCUUUUGUAAUAGUAUGAUAAUUCAACACUUUUACUGGACAAUCACAAAAAAAGCCGGAGAACUGGGUGGUGUUACAAACACCAUAUUAGUGGACCGUGGCCGGAGGUCUCAUUGUUGAAGAGACAGUGAAUGCA
Messenger RNA from Oreochromis niloticus (Nile tilapia), 1538 nucleotides. RefSeq names its product serum amyloid P-component-like. The record is from RefSeq and is a predicted model, not a curated record. The transcript has 5 exons. NCBI's taxonomy places the organism in Eukaryota, Metazoa, Chordata, Actinopteri, Cichliformes, Cichlidae. Bases 216 to 890 code for a protein of 224 amino acids.